CCAAAAAAAAUGCAGAGUCAAGCAGAAAGGAAUAAAAAGGAGCAAGAAGAAGAAGAAAUUAGAGAGGAGAAGGAGAAGAAGAAUGAGGAUGGAAUUCCACUAAUGGCGUUGAACCACGUGUCGAGACUUUGUAAGGAUGUGGAAAAAUCAGUUGAGUUCUAUACUAAAGUACUUGGUUUCGUGUUGAUCAAAAGGCCCCAAGCUUUCGAUUUCGAUGGAGCAUGGUUGUUCAAUUAUGGCGUUGGGAUUCAUUUGGUUCAUGCUAAGCAUGAUGAACAACAUAAAUUGUCUGAGGAUCAUGCUCAGAACCUCGACCCAAUGGAUAACCAUAUUUCUUUCCAGAGUGAAGACAUGGAGGGAAUGGUGCAUAGGUUGGAGGAAUUCAAGAUAAAGUACCUAAAGAGAACGGUAGGAGAAGAAGGAGGGGCAGCCAUCGAUCAACUCUUCUUUAAGGACCCAGAUGGAUUCAUGAUUGAGAUUUGCAAUUGUGAGAAUGUGAAGCUCGUCCCUCAACGUUCCAUAGGCCGCAUUAAGUUACCUUCUGAUCGUCACAAUCCUCCUUUUGAAUUGGGAAAUAAUGAUCCCAAAACAUAA
Solanum dulcamara is the source of this 594-nucleotide messenger RNA. Its product is annotated as glyoxylase I 4. The transcript is spliced from 2 exons. The record is from RefSeq and is a predicted model, not a curated record. The coding region runs from base 10 to 594 and encodes 194 amino acids. NCBI's taxonomy places the organism in Eukaryota, Viridiplantae, Streptophyta, Magnoliopsida, Solanales, Solanaceae.